Molecule: messenger RNA, 1305 nt
Organism: Didymodactylos carnosus
Lineage: Eukaryota; Metazoa; Rotifera; Eurotatoria; Philodinida; Philodinidae
Source: the annotation of a GenBank genome assembly
AUGCAAGGCAUAUGCAAGGUCGUUAUGUAUCAUGACUCGGCAAUAGGCUCAGCAAAUGACAAUAAUCCAUCACUGUCAGACACAUCAACGAAAAUCAAACCAUUAUCAAGAUCAGAAGUAGCCACAUCAAAACAUCAAAAAUCUUCUUCACCAUCUGUGUCAUCUAGUAACACAGAUGAAUUAACUACACCAUUUCCAAAACCAGUUCAGAAUGAACCAUGUGUUGAAUCUAAAACAAAGUCAUCAAAUAACAGUAGAGAAGCUCAACAGUCACAAUCUACCCUAAUGAAUACGCAACAAUCACAGUUUUGCACUGAUAGUGGGCUUGCUUCAGCUGGCAGUUCACUUCGUUCAUUAAAUUUUGUUACUUCAAAUAUCAGAGUCGAAUAUCAAGAUUUCAUUUUAACUGGCAUGACCCGAAGCAACAACGUUAUUAAACUAAGAUCUCAUGAUUCUUCAUUAUACUCAGUUUCAUUAAGUAAUGAACCAAACAAGGAGUGUGUUCCAUUACUUAAAUUUAUUACAAAUCUAACAACCAGUGAUAUAUUUAAAGGCAAGCAGACAAAAUAUCUUGACCAAGAACACGGUCCUCUAAUAAUGAUUGUUUCAUAUGGUAAAAUCUAUUUAAAAUCAGAUAAUCAGUCACACCCUCUAAAAUACAUCAGUGAUAUUAUAAAAGGACUAAAUGAAAAUAAACUUCAAGUUGAAGUUGUAACAGCGAAUAUCGAUUCAUUAAAACCCAAGGGAAUUGAUGACAAAAAACAGCCAUGGGAAUAUCUAUUCGACUGCAAAAAUGAAGAACAACUUACUUAUUAUUCAUUAACUUAUGAUCAAAAGAAGAAAUUGAAGAAAAUAUCCGUAUUUCACUCAUGGUGGAAAUGCUAUAUUAAGGAUGUUCAUGAUGAUAAUCACUACGAUACCAUCUAUGAAUUUCGUUCACAACAAGUUUACGAGGAAAAAAAUUCAUUAUUCAAAGAUCUUGUUCAACAGAUAUUUAGUAAUCCCACCGACACAGAUUUAUUGGAAGGUACUGCACCACGUAUUGAAUGGAAGCCUAUACUAAAACCAAUUGUACAACCAAUAUCAUUAAAAAUGAUUGCACGUCUUCAUGUUCAGCCGUGUGAUGGUACUGGUGCUGGUGGUUAUUUUAAUUCAGUCAAAAAUAUUGGACUGGAAAAAGAUGCAAAAACACAAAAAAUUAAAUCUGAUGAUACAAUGGAAUUUCGUGUGACACCAGUGCCAAUUAAUAACAAAGAGCAAAUGGUACAAUUGUGUACUCUAGCAGAAAAUACCGAACUAACAUAA